Molecule: messenger RNA, 660 nt
Organism: Cynocephalus volans (Philippine flying lemur)
Lineage: Eukaryota; Metazoa; Chordata; Mammalia; Dermoptera; Cynocephalidae
Gene: MAP1LC3C
Product: microtubule associated protein 1 light chain 3 gamma
Biological process (GO): cellular response to nitrogen starvation; autophagosome assembly; autophagosome maturation
Cellular component (GO): autophagosome; autophagosome membrane; cytosol
Molecular function (GO): ubiquitin protein ligase binding
Source: RefSeq, a predicted model, not a curated record
AUGUUACAGCCGACACAGAUACAGCUACUGAGUAAAAUUCAGCCUCUGCAGAGAAUCCCCAGCCUCAGACCUUUCAAGCAGAGGAAGCACCCAGCAACCAGACAAGAGGAACUUGCUGGAAUCCAGGCAAAGUUUCCAAACAAGAUCCCAGUGACCGUGGAGUGUUACCCCAGAGAGAAGGUCCUGCCCCUGCUGGACAAAACCAAGUCUGUCCCACAGGAGCUGACCGUGACCCAGUUCCUCAGCAUCGUGUGGAUCCACAUGGUUCUCAGGGCCACUGCAGCCUUUUACUUGCUGGUGAACAGCAGUAUCCAGGUGAGCAUGCGUGUGACCAUGGCAGAGAUCCACAGGGACUACAAGGACAAGGACAGCUUCACGUACCUGACCUGCGCCUCCCAGGAGAUGUUUGGCUGCCAACCAGCAGCCCCAGUGAUGGGACAGACCCUGCGAUUAAGAGUGGCCCGUGCUGCGGCCCUGCCUGAAGGCUUGGAGCAGAAAUACGACUGGCAGCUCCAGGAGUCCAUCUACAGCAGACUGGACGUGGUGGAGAGGCCUUUGCAGGGCACACCGGGUCCUUCCUGUGACAUGGCUUACGACACACUGAGGCCCUGUCAUCUGCUUUUCGUGCUCAUGGGUGUGUGCUGUGGGAGUGUGGAGUAG